AUGGCACCUCGAAAUCCCUCAGAGCAGACAGUCCUCAAGUCACCGAAGGACCAGACUCUACGCUUUCGCGAAGAUGGCACUUUCCAUAUCGGAGUGUUUGAGGACUUGCAUUUCGCUGAAGAUGUGGAGAAAGACAAAAAGUCCAAGGGGGUGAUGUCAUACAUUCUGUCCGAGGAAGACAUUGACUUGGUCGUGAUCAACGGUGACUUGGUAUCCGGCGAGAGGACCCACAAGGCCGAUUCGAAGAAAUACAUUGCUGAUGUUGUCUCUCCGCUCGUCGAGGGCGGCUACCGAUGGGCAUCAACCUACGGGAACCAUGACAGCGAGGUCAACCUCAACCCGAAGGAGGACAUGUACGAGGCUGAGAAGAAGUUCGACAACAGUCUGACGCGGAGUUCUAUUUCCGGUGAUGAAGCCGGGAUCACCAACUACUACUUACCCGUGUUCUCCCACGGUGACAAGAAUACAACCACGCCGGCACUCCUUCUAUGGUUCUUCGAUUCGAAGGGCGGGCACUAUUACCAAAAAGAAGGGAAGCAGGGUCCCUCCGUGAAGAGACCCAGUUGGAUCGACGAAUCGGUUGUCGAAUGGUUCACAGAGACAAACACCAAGCUGCGAAAAGAGUACGGUAAAGUCGUGCCAUCGCUGGCAUUCUACCAUAUCCCCGCGCAUGCAAUGUUGCUAGGACAACAAAGAGGCCGCCUCGACCCUCAUCUCACGCCCGGCGCGAACCGUGAACGCGUCAAUCCACAAGGAACAGGCGAUUGGAAAUACGAUAGUCAGGACGUCAAAUUCAUGGAAGCCCUCCUCAACACCGAGGGACUGAUCGCCGGUUUCAGUGGCCACGACCACCAAAAUGAUUGGUGCUUUAAGUGGGACGGUUCGCUGGUAGACCAUGACCUGGUCGGAAACGGGCUCAACAUGUGCUACGGUCGCCAUACUGGCUAUGGAGGCUAUGGAGAUUUGACUCGAGGUGGACGGCAGAUUCUACUCAAUGAGAGUAAUCUGACUGAAGAUACGCAGACAUGGAUUCGUUUGGAGGACGGGCUCGUUCAGGCGCAUGUUACGCUGAAUACUACUUACGGGCAAGAUCCUUAUGCUGCUGUUACGAAUGUUGGCCGGCCCAGCAUUCACAGCGAGUCAUCUUUGCUUCCAUUCUCAUGGCUGUGGUUUCCAGUCAUGGUGCUUUGGCGGUGGAAGAUUUAA
Messenger RNA from Penicillium salamii, 1206 nucleotides. Lineage: Eukaryota; Fungi; Ascomycota; Eurotiomycetes; Eurotiales; Aspergillaceae. The record is from the annotation of a GenBank genome assembly.